AUGGACUACCAGACUUGCGACGACCGUUGGGGUCUCGACACGGACGAGCCCCCAGAGGACCGUAAGGAGCUGACCCCAAUCACUCUCUCCCCCAAGUUCGUUCCGCCGUCAACCAAGGUUAUCCUGUACGAGGUUACCCUCAUGGACACGGAUAGCGACCACGGGAACAACAACCUCAUCGUCAAGACGGAUCUCUCGGCACUGCACCACCUCACCGACGUCGCCUUCAUGUUCUCCUUUUGGGAAGGAAUGGCAUACCACCGUCCAAACAACCACAAGCCGCUAGGUGUCCUGCACACCCUUGUGCGCUCCAUCGCAGAUGCGGUUCCUCGCGUACAGGUCACCUUCAAAGGACUGGAGGGGUACCAACAUGCAUGGUUCUGCCCUGCCAGGAUUUCCAUCGGCGAUGACAAGGAUGAUGAGGAGGAUGAGGACGAGAAGGACGCGAAGGACGACGAGGAUGACGAAGACGACGAGGACGAAGAGGACCCAGAGGACAACAAGGGCGCCACCUGGAGACGGUACAUGCGGCACUACAUUGCCCAAUACAUACUCUGGAUCAAGACGAACCCCGGCAGACCAGGUGAAAGCUUCUUCAAAUGGGCGACUAGGGUAGACGCCGACGACCUCGAGAGAGACGGCAUGCGCGUCGCCCUUGAACCUAUCCUCGGCGCGAUUCAUAUCGAGCACAAAGAUGACAAGGGCCUUAUGGGAUCAGAGUACCUUGGAAUGGUUGCGAAUCAGCAUCCCGACGAUCCGCCGGACCCAGAUUACUACGAUGGGGACCUCGCUGACUGCUUUGAGCGCCUCGUCAACCAUGGAGACGGCGACUACGACCGUAGCAUCAGCAGAUGGAAGUAG
Messenger RNA from Vanrija pseudolonga, 861 nucleotides. RefSeq lists its product as uncharacterized. The coding region runs from base 1 to 861 and encodes 286 amino acids. The record is from RefSeq and is a predicted model, not a curated record. The transcript has a single exon. NCBI's taxonomy places the organism in Eukaryota, Fungi, Basidiomycota, Tremellomycetes, Trichosporonales, Trichosporonaceae.